UCUAACACCUUGUGUCUCUGAUAUUUUAAAAAAUCACUCAAAAACAUAGAAGAAAAGACGCACCGUCUCUUUUAUUUUCUGUUUAUUUGAUCAUAUACUAUUUAUGUCAAGUCUACGCAUACAAUUUGAUGCACACGUUGGAAAUCCAACGUGCAACACACAGAACACGCUACAACUGCUUCUGCAACGCAAUGCUGCAAGGCAAACGCAGCGUUCCAUUGGAAACAAAUGUACUUCUGGUGUACCGAAAAGAUUUUACGCAUGCGCUCUUCAAUGACCGGUGAACACAAUGGAGUCACGUAUUCUGAAGUCAAGUCGUCGUGAAAACUUGUCUGGAACCCCCGACUCAUUUCAACAUUAGCUGGUCUUGUGACCGAAACCGUGGCCGAGUCGUAUGUUGACCGUUGUUGCCUUUCAGCUGUAUCGUAAUCGCUCCAGAUAUUGCUGAGCAAGCUGUAUGAGAUCACCUGCUAUCUCGAACACUGCAUAUUACCCCUGCUCUAACUCCCCCUUCUUCUUGAAAUGUUUUUCAACUAUUUUGUUUAAAGGCAGAACAGUAGAAAACGUCCAACCGCCAUAUCAUAUGAUAAAAAUGGCAGAAGUGAACAUGGGAAGACGCAAGGAGAAGUGUGAAAAUUGCACUAAACAGUGCAACAAGAAGCAGAGUGGUGAUGGCGUUAGCUCCCUUCUGGAGGAAGAUGUAGCCAACGGAGAGGUCCCUGCCUCCCCGCCUCCCCUCCAGCAGCAGGUGUUGCUGAGUGCCUGUCUGUCCUGUGAGGGCUGUGUGUCAGAGGAGGAGAGCCUUAAGAUCUCUCAACAGAACCUGGAGGAGGUGGCCCGGGUCCUGGGCCAAAACAAGAAGUGUGACGUGUCCAAACACCAGGUCCUGGUGGUGUCAGUGUGUUCUCAGUCUCUGCCUUUCUUCGCUGUCAAGUUCGGUCUGGACAUUCCUGAGGCCACACGCAAACUCUGUGGCUUCCUCAAGAGCCUCGGAGUGCAGUAUGUGUUUGAUACCACUCUAGCUGCAGGCUUCAGUAUUCUGGAGAGCCAGAGAGAAUUUGUCCAGAGGUACCAUGAUAACCAGGCCCUACCCAUGUUCACCUCCUCCUGUCCAGGGUGGAUCCGGUACGCUGAGCGUGUCCUGGGUAGUCUGGUCACUCCUCACAUCUGUACGGCCAGGUCUCCUCAACAGAUCAUGGGCUGUCUGGUUAAAGACUACUUCACCAAACAACAGAAGCUGAGCCCAGACAAGCUGUACCACAUGGUGGUGGCCCCGUGCUUCGAUAAGAAACUGGAGGCAGUCCGAGAGGAGUUCUACAACAGUCUACUGGACAGCAGAGACGUGGACUGUGUCCUCACAUCAGGGGAGGUGUUCCUCUUGAUGGAACAGAUGAAGGUGUCCGUAGCAGACCUGGACUCUGUCCCUCUAGACCACGUGCUGAGUGAGGCAGGGGACCAAGCAUUGGUGAGACAUGAGGGCAAAGGAUCGGAGGGCUUCCUGGAACACGUCUUCAAAUACGCUGCUACGGAACUGUUUGGCCUGGAUGUAGACGAGAUCACAUACAAGACUCUCAGGAACCGUGACUUCCAGGAGGUGUGUCUGGAGCGGGAUGGGGAGGUGCUGCUGCAGUUUGCAUCCGUCUAUGGCUUCAGGAACAUCCAGACCCUGGUCCACCGCAUGAGGACAGGACGCAUCCCCUACCAACUGGUGGAGGUGCUGUCAUGCCCCGGAGGCUGUGUGAGUGGUCGUGGGCAGGCGGAGGGAGAGACAGGGGGUCGAGUGGACAAGGCCUUGGUUCAGCAGAUGGAGGAGGCCUACAGCAGUCUAACAGUCAGGCUGCCUGACACCAACCCUGACCUACUCAUACUCUACCAGGACUGGCUGGAAGGACAGGACUCAACGCACGCCAACACACUCCUACACACACAGUACACACAGCAGACCCCCAGCCAGACACAGACACACAUACAGUGGUGAGACACACACAGAAACUCAAACACACCUCAACAUUCAAAAGCCCAAUCAAUCACUGACCCUCUGUCUUCUAAGGACCCACUGCAGUGGUUUCAAUAGGUACCAUUGUAUAGGCGGGGAUGGCCAGAGGGCCUGGAUGUUGUGUUUGUGUUCCUUUGCACCCUGCCUGAAGAAUCAUCUCUGGAAAAUACCCAUAUAUCCAGGAGACUUGAUUCUGAACUUCCUUAAAUCAACCAGAAGGUGGUGCUGUUAUUCCAUACGAUGUACUGCUCUAGAGUGCUGUGGAGGCUGAUCCACUGCUUUCACCAUGGACGGGAAACAGUAAAUAUUUGUGUUAUGUUCCAGAGGGAAUUCAUUAUGUGACAGACACAUUUGUGACAUGGGAAAACAAUUGUAUCUGCCGGCAAUAACCCUAAAAGGAAUAGUAUUUGGUCCAAAGGGAUGAAGCAGGAAAACUAUCAAACAAACUGUGUCCUGUUAACAUGUAGUGAAUGUAAAACCUGUAAGUAGGACUAAAAGCAUUUUUAGAAGUGAUCCAAACGGUUCAAAUAAAACCAGUUGUACUUGUUUCAACUGUGAAAUGUA
This is a messenger RNA of Salmo salar (Atlantic salmon), 2560 nucleotides long. RefSeq names its product nuclear prelamin A recognition factor. Lineage: Eukaryota; Metazoa; Chordata; Actinopteri; Salmoniformes; Salmonidae. The record is from RefSeq and is a predicted model, not a curated record.